Abrus precatorius (Indian licorice) is the source of this 1609-nucleotide messenger RNA. Its product is annotated as E3 ubiquitin-protein ligase RHF2A-like. Gene Ontology annotation, molecular function: ubiquitin-protein transferase activity. NCBI's taxonomy places the organism in Eukaryota, Viridiplantae, Streptophyta, Magnoliopsida, Fabales, Fabaceae. Bases 131 to 1249 code for a protein of 372 amino acids. The transcript is spliced from 9 exons. The record is from RefSeq and is a predicted model, not a curated record.
UCAUCACUGAGUUGGAUCUCUUCCAUUCUGUUUUUUUUUUUCUGAAUUCAAGGCUUGAUCUUCUCUUCAUUGGGGUUCUUUCUGUUUCUUGAACCCCCCCCUUUCUCUUCUGGACCUUUACCAAUUCUCAAUGGAGGUUCCAGAGAUGGAAGGCAAGAGUGAAAGUCAUAUGACAUCAGCGGCAGCCUUUGUAGAAGGGGGGAUUCAAGAAGCCUGUGAUGAUGCUUGCAGCAUUUGCCUUGAGGACUUUUGCAAAAGUGAUCCUGCAACGGUCACUAAUUGCAACCAUGAGUUCCACUUGCAGUGCAUUCUUGAAUGGUGUCAGAGAAGCUCCCAAUGUCCUAUGUGUUGGCAACCUAUCAGCUUGAAGGAUGCUACCAGUCAAGAAUUGCUUGAGGCAGUAGAGCUGGAGAGGAGCUUGAGGGAUAACUCAUCAAGAGAUGCUGCAAUUUUUCAUCAUCCGACACUUGGGAAUUUCGAGUUGCAGCAUUUACCAAUGGGUGUAAAUGAGGCUGAUAUUGAAGAGCGAAUACUUCAACAUUUAGCUGCUGCCGCAGCAAUGAGGAGAGCACACCACCUUGGUAGGAGGGAAGGUCAAAGAACUAGGCCAUCUGCUCACGGCCGUCCGCACUUCUUAGUAUUUCCUACUCAGCCUAGUGCACCUCCAUCAGCUGCAAUUCCUGUAGGAACCCCAUGUACCCCACUUACAUUUGAUGGAGAUGAUCAACCAUCACCACCACAUCAGAUCCCACAGUUUCAAACUCAGACUUCUUUAACUCCUGGCUCCACUGUCAGGGCAACAAAUCUUCAAGGAAUUCUCUCUAAUGAUAGAAGGUCUACCUCUCUUCCUUUACCUGUGAAUCAAGAUAGAGCACAGCCAUCAGAACAAUCAUUCUCUGAUUCUCUGCGUUCUAGACUUAAUGCAGUAUCCAUGAGAUACAAAGAAUCAAUUUCAAAGGGCACAAGGGGAUGGAAGGAGAGGCUGUUCUCUCCUAAUUCUUCCAUGUCAGAACUUGGUUCAGAAGUUAGGAGAGAAUUGAAUGCCAAAAUUGCUAGUGUAUCACGAUUUAUGGAGCGCCUUGAAACAAGGGAAAAUAAUAGAGCUGCAGGUACUUCUUUGUCAGACCAUUUGGUGAAUCAUUCUAUUGCAGAGACAAGUAACCAAAAUAAUGUGGAAGCGCGCGGAAAGAACUCUUUGCAUGACAACAAUACUCCAGCUACAUAUUCAGCUAGCUCAGAUUCAAAAUGAGCGAUAUUUUGCUUCUGUGAAUGCAUCUUUCCUCAGCAUAUCAUAUUUGAAGGCUAACUGUUUGCUCAGACAUGACAUGCUGAGGAAUAGAUACAUACAUAUAUAUAUAUAUGCUCAUGGUAAUUGAUUUUCAAUAAAAAUUAGAAUGUGAGACAUCUGUUCCUAAAGCUAAAAACUUUUGUUUGAAUGUAUAUAUUAUGCUAGGGACAGUAGGGAGUAAUAUUUAAGAUGUAAUCUAAAGGAGAAAGAGUUCUGAAAUUAUAUGAGACUUGUGUCCAUAAUGUGUCCUUAUAAUUACUUUUUUAUGUCAAUGGAAAUAGAUAUACUUCAAGGUGGCAACUGGAGUUGUUGCUGCUUCAC